GGUCGUGAAAUGAAUAAACAUUCAUUCGCUUUAUUUAAAUCGUUUUGUUUCAGCGCGUAUUCGCUUACAACCUUUGCUGCACUGCGGGCGCUGAACACCAGUACGCUCGUUUCAAUCUCAACUCACCCAAAAAGGUUUUGGUUCGUUGACGGACAUCUUCAUCGAAACGGAGAAACAGAUGUGUGCAAACAGUGGAAGAACAAAGUGUUAAAUUGUGUGCUUGUGGAGCAGAGGUAAAUGUGAAGCCGUUCUUCGCUCUGUAACAACCCGAGUGAAGUGGGCAACCAUUUUAAACUGGUGACAGAAAAGUUGUGUGCGGUUUUGUGGUCUUGAAAAGGAAAGAAAAAAAAAAACAAUUACAAGCUAGGAAGCACGUUUGCCUGCCAGCUCCGGGAUAUGGUGCGGUACGAAUACAGUGCGCUGGAAAGCGAACGCCUCAAUGCACCAGAGUGCUGCCCGUGCAACAAACUGCAGCAAUCAUAUGGGAUGCAGCGAUUGACUGCCGUGUGCGUACGAAUGGUGGUGACAUAAUAAAACGGCAAUUCGUUACUGAAUAGAUGGGAAAAAGGCACUAGUAGCAGCACUUCCCCCUCGGAGCGCAUUCCCUUUAUAAUACUUUUCCGCAAAGAAUAAUCGAUAGGCUGCGCUAGCCUGCGAAAGCAAAAGACAGCUGUUUGCGUAGAGCAUAAACAGAAGAGCCAAACAAUCGUGCAGUGCGUUCAGUGUGGUGUGUGUGUGUGUAUCGGUGUGAAUGUGGUUGUGAAAAUCGAUGCGUUUGAUUAUCCUCGCAGGAUCCAAGUGACCUUGUGGAGCAAGAGGAAGUUAGUCUACACGACAGAGCACGGAAUAGCAAGCGGUACACGAAAAUGUGGUGCCUGGUGAAUCUCCCGAACGGGACAACGUCCGGCGUCCAGUGUGACCCGAAAAGGAUCAGCCAGGAGUGUCUGGAGAAGGUGUGCGCCGAUCUGGGAAUCAUCUGCGAGACCGACUACUUCGGCCUGAUCCCGGUCCGGGACGGCGACAGUGUGGCCGAUGUGGAUGAAGGCACGGCAAAGCAGUGGAUCAAUCUGCGCAACCCGCUGCACCUGUACACGAACGAUCGUACCCAUCCGAUCGUGUUCUCGCUGCGCGUCAAGUUCUGGGUACCGGCCCACCUGAUCCUGCAGGGCAGUGUGCGGUCGCUGUUCUUCAUGCAGGCCCGCCAGGAGCUGUUCGACGGUCAUCUGCGGCCGUCGAGCUGGACGAAUGCGGCCUACCUGGCGGCGCUGCUCCUGCAAGCCGACGGCUACAAGUACGAUCCGGCCAAAGUGCCCAGCACGAGCGAGAUGCUGCCCAACGGUGCAGCCUCGGUGACGUCAUCGCUCGAGCGACGACCGGCGGCGCAAGGACUGAGGCGUCCCUCGAAGCGCAAAUGCUCCGAGUUGGAGUGUAAGCGGGGCAGCGUUAGCUCCCAAACCAGUGGCAGUAGUUCCGUGGCGCACGGAGGGCCACAGCUGGACGAAGGAGCGCCGGCGGCGGGCCAUACUGUCGCGGGGUCCCAGUCGUGUGGCGAUGGAGCCAACGGCAAUGCACCAAAGAAUAUCUACCAUCGGUACGGUGCGCUGCGACCUGCAUUUGGUGAUGCGGACGAGGAGGACGAGGAGGAAGGCACGGCUGAGCCGGUUCCGCAGCCGGCGAACUUUUACCAGCUGAUUGCCCAGGAGCACGAGAAGCUGUCGCGCAUCCGCAUGACGGCCACGUCGGCCCAGUACUGGCUGCUGGAGGAAAUCUGCAGCCUGGCCGGAUAUGGGGAGGAGAUCUUCGAGGGCGUCACGAUCGCUGAACCGGUGGUUGUGUGCAAAAUCGGCGUUAGCCCCCACGGGCUAACGAUCGUGAAGGACGACGAAAAGUAUAGCGUUCCGUUCACCGCAGUUAAGGCGGCCAAAUCGAUUAAGCGCUCCUUCCGGUUGACGUACAUGAACGAGAACCACGAGGAGACGUACGUGGAGCUGAAGCUGCCGAACCACCGGACGGCGGCCUCGCUCUACCGAGCAAUUACCGAGAAGCACGUCUUCUACUCGUGCGAAACGGUGCGGCCCAUCGUGACGACGCAGUUCAUACGCGAUCUCAAAGGCACGAUCGUGUCGAUGUUCAACGAGGACACCGAGCUCGGCAAGCGGUACGUGUUCGACAUACAGCGCACCUGCCGCGAGGUGUACGAUGCCGCCCGGCGGACACUGCACGCCCGCGGCAUCGAGAUCGCGCCGAGUGCCGAGGAGCACGCGGAGACGCCGGCCGCUGCCCUCGGCCGGCUGGAGGAAACGCUCCGCAGUCGGCAGGACGAGUCCGGUCAGCUCGAGAAGCUGCUGGACGAGCGGAUACGGGAGGCGAUCACGUGUCCGAUCUGUGCGGACGGCGAGAUCGAUACUACCUUCCUGCCGUGCGGGCACAUGACCGCCUGUCGGGCCUGCGCCGUACAAUGCGACCGCUGCCCGUUGUGUAGGGCUAACAUCGAAAGUACCAGUAAAAUCUUUCUGCCUCCACUGUUGCAGUCACGCAAGGGGACGAUUGCGAGCCGGCGACCAUCGGAAACGGCUGCUGCAGGUGUUGUCGGGGGCGCAGGCGGUGGUGGUACUGAGCUGGCUGGUGCUGUUGCUUCCAAGGCACCAGCAGCCGCACCUUUGGUACAAUAAAACGAGGUCGAAACAGCGCAUUAAGAGCAGGCAGUAUCCCUUAGCGCCAGCGUGCGCGCAUCAUAUCGCCUCGUUUUUGCGAGGGGAGUAGCAAGAUAAUGUUUAGAAGAUAAGCGAAUUGGUGAUAUUAUUUGUUAAUCGUACUCUGUUGCGGAUGAGGAGGAGGGGGCCCUGCUCGGAGGGGCGAGGAUGGAUGGUUUCGUGCUGGAUGAUGGGAGUUAGAGUUAGCAGUGAGAUACAGGAGGAAAAGAAAUGAUAGAAGUACGAAGUACGACAUCAGGAAAAGAUAUAUAGUCAAUGAAUCAAUGCAAAUCUUUAUUAUUACCACUAGUGUGCGUGCUCUGUGUGUUUGUGUGAGCGCAUGGUGGCACACGCCUAGGUCCUAGCACGUAAGCUGUUAAGUUUAUUGAUCCUAAUAUUGGUUAGUUUUAAAAUCAGUGAUACUUUUAGCGUUUUUUUUGCUAUGUACCUUGUUUUAGGAAUCCAAAAAAAAGAAAACAUCCAAUAGUCAGGACUACAGUUUCGUGGCAAGUAGCGGAAGAAAAGAAUCAGCGUGCUAAAAUCGCACUCGCCUAUCAGGUUUUAUAUUCAGCAGACCAGUAAACGAUUGAAUGUCGUAGUAUUGA
Messenger RNA from Anopheles merus, 3298 nucleotides. It is a transcript of the gene dnr1, whose product is annotated as E3 ubiquitin-protein ligase MYLIP. The coding region runs from base 867 to 2672 and encodes 601 amino acids. Gene Ontology annotation, molecular function: ubiquitin-protein transferase activity. NCBI's taxonomy places the organism in Eukaryota, Metazoa, Arthropoda, Insecta, Diptera, Culicidae. The transcript has 4 exons. Gene Ontology annotation, cellular component: cytoskeleton. Gene Ontology annotation, biological process: ubiquitin-dependent protein catabolic process. The record is from RefSeq and is a predicted model, not a curated record.